Molecule: messenger RNA, 3343 nt
Organism: Saccoglossus kowalevskii
Lineage: Eukaryota; Metazoa; Hemichordata; Enteropneusta; Harrimaniidae
Product: leucine-rich repeat-containing protein 56-like
Molecular function (GO): protein binding
Source: RefSeq, a predicted model, not a curated record
AGUAUCUGUGUUGGUCAAAUUGUUGCUUUUUUAAAAUUUAGGUUUUCAAAAAGACAUGUUUUAGUGAACACUCGUCGUCGGUCUGCUCGAGAUUUCGAGAGCUGAGCCGAACAUUUAUUAGUGAUCCUAUAUAUUUCUUCAAAAUACAACAUUUUAAAUAUUGAUGACUCCUGCCAAUACAAGGAAUUGUUUUGUUGCUACUGGAAUACGAUAUGAACUCAAGGACUGCCAAUGUAUAGAUAUCUACGAAACAGAAUCACCCAGCAAGUUUAUUCUCAAGUUAUGUACCUCGAUGCCUGUUUGUGUUGACAAACAUUCUGACGUAACGACAGGUUUUUCUUGGAUUUAUGUUGGUGUUCCUGCCCGGAGAAGUUUUUUUAUUCCAAACAACUAGCCAACACCCAGGUAUAAACUAUCUUGGAUUCUAAAAACACACAAUAGUGCUGGCAAUUCUUAGGGUGGAAUCAUCAAGCUAACUAUCCUGUCUUUCAUCGAUGUACAUUUAAGUGUUUCGUGUAUAUAUACAAAUGACAGCAAUAAUCACAUCUAGAGUUAUGGAAUCACCUGAUUUACAAGUAAUUAAUAUUGAUAGCAGACCCGGUACCUCGUAUCAGCGCCAUGCUGUACAUAUAACGGAAUAUCAAGAUUUCCGAGUUAACCCAGAACCAAUUGUCCUUGAAGAAACUGAUAUAUUGUUAGAAGAGUACCUAUCACCGUUAAAAUUGAAAAACUUAACAGGCGUUGAUGACUUAGACGAUGUAAAGUUUCUAGAAAUGAGAGUUGAUACCACAGAAACAAGCUUAGGCAAUUUUGGUUCCAUGUUACCAAAUUUAAAGCAAUUGAAAUUAAAUGACAGUAUAAUCGCAUCCGUCCGAGACCUAGGCACAUCAUUACGUAAUUUAACAGUUUUGUGGAUGGGAAGAUGUGGCUUGACAGACCUAGAUGGAAUCAGCUCUAUGUCCAAUUUACAGGAACUUUACCUUGCCUACAAUGAAUUGACCGAUGUCAGCCCUUGCAGUAUGUUAGAUAAUUUACAACUUCUGGACGUAGAAGGUAAUAAUAUAGAUGAUAUAGCACAGGUGGAGUUUCUAGCAUUAUGCUCUAAUUUACACACAUUAACACUGGAAGGUAAUCCUGUAUGUUUAUCACCAACAACUGAUUAUAAUCCCAAGGAGAGUGGUAGGUUUGAUUACAGGGCAAGUAUCAAAAAAGCUCUUCCCAGCAUAGUUAUUUUAGAUGAAGAGGCAUUGGAUGUGGUCAGUUCAAGUCUAGGAAAAGCACAUGUAAAUCAAAGCACAGAUUGGUUGAUAGUCAAUCAUGCAAUCAAAGAUUAUACUGAUUCUACUGAAAGCUUGGAAGAUUCUGUAGAUAGUGGAAGACCAGGAAGCUCAAAGGGGAGGCCGUCCUCAGCAACCGGUAGGAGGCCUGUCACAUCAGGUGGUAGAUCAGCUACAAGACUUGGAACAGCAGCCGGUAGAAGAUCUGGUGCUUCUGAUAGACCAAGUUCUAGUGGAUCUGAUGUACAGGUGGUACAGGACGACUCCAGUGAUUUAACGCAUGGUAAUAGUUCGCCAUUAUGUGGCAAUCCCAUAAGGGCAUUAAGACAAAGAAAAAAAUACACAAGUCCGGAGAUUCCAUAUGCACCUGCUCCUAAUUUAUUUUCACAGUAUCAUCACAAACCAGAGCAUUCAUAUGAUCUAGAAGAGGAAAUAGACAAUGACUCAAAGGAAGAUGUCUUUGAUGAACUUAGGGAAUGGAAGAAAGAUUAUGAAAAACACAUGGCAGAAAGGUUGACUGGAUCACAAGCACAAGUUUUAAAAAUUACACACAGUGAUGACAGCGACUCUUCAAGCAAUGAAGAUAAUGAUACUGGAAUUGAGACUUCACCUCCCAACUCUGUGUCACCAGAUUCUGGAACCCGUCUCUAUUCACCUCCAACAUCUUUAACACCAAGACAGCCAUCUUCCAAUGUGCCACCUAAGCUUCCAGCCAGACCUAAAUCAGCAGGUGGAUUUCAUCUCAGGAAGUAUCGUAUGUCAUCAUCAACGGGUGUCCCCAUGCCCGUUGACAUAGACGGCACAUUGGAAUCACGACUGAAAAACUUAAGAUUGAGAACGGAUGAAGAGGUUGUUUUAUCAGACAAGGAAGAUGUCAAAAGUCCUAAUUCACCAUCUUUUGAAGGAAAUCCUGCAUUGCCAUUGGGUUCUGUGAAUGACAGGCCAUAUUCUGGUCCAGUUGUAAGCAAUAGAAAAUUCAAGUCAGAUAUAGUUGUUAACAAGACACAACCAAAAAUAAUAGACCAGAGUCAGCCUGUCAUCAGAGCAUCUACAUUGACACCGCCCACAUUAGCGCAGAGAUUUGCUGGUCUAGCCAGACCAUCGACAGCCAGAGCUGCUUUACAAAGGCUACCAAAUAAACCAAUGAAACCAGUUUAAAGACUAAAUAUUAUGAUGUGCAUUGUUUUGUAGUCGUGGGAUUGUGUCAAGCAAUUCAACCCAGAGGUUGUAUAAAACAUUCAAGGCAUUUUUACUGUAAAAUGAUGAUGAUGAUGAUGAUGAUGAUGAUGAUGAUGAUUGAUGAUGAUGAUGAUGAUGAUGUUGCUUUAUCAAAUGCUUGUUUGCCUUUGAAGGUGAACAAUAACCAGAAACAUGCACUAACUCGGAUAUCACGUGAACGACGUUGAUUGAAUAUCCGCUGUACUCUCCAUAGUGGCAAUACCAUUCACUCUCAAUACAGUCAAGCAAGCUCAUGUAUGAUUGUAUGCAUUUCUUGACUCAAGCUUCUAGUGUUUCUACUUUGUAUAGCUCAUGUGAUUGGCUUUCUAACUUGUAUGCAUUAUGUAAAUAUUGGUAUUAUCGUCAACAUUGAUAAAUUCUCAGAUGUACAAUAUGUCCAAUGAUUUUAAGUCUUUUGGGGGGAAAUUUUUGUAGCAUUAUCAUAGUUGAGUGUGUGUGUGUACAAUGAAAGUCCACAUUUUCCACAAUGUGAGACCCACACAUGAUUACUGUAAUGCUCUUCAGUCAAUCACUAUUUACUGUAUUUUUGUAUUAUGUCCAUACAUGCUGUAAGAUUUAAUCUCAGUUGUCACUGUUCCCUCCCAGUUGGAUGUCAUGAUUUCUGAAAGACAAAAGCUUACCUGAAAGAUGUUAGGUGGAACACAUGAUCACAUAUACUGAUUUCCGUCCAAUCUUCACAUUCCUAGCGGACCUAGGAUCUUGUUUUAAUUUAUUGUAAAUGUUAUUAUUUUGUGUGUGUUUGUAAAUAAUCUAUGAAGAUGCAUUGCAGUUGUGUUCAUUCCCUGUAAAGUUCCUCCUAGAUCCAUACAUUGGUAUGCAAGGACACG